This is a messenger RNA of Closterium sp. Yama58-4, 420 nucleotides long. Lineage: Eukaryota; Viridiplantae; Streptophyta; Zygnematophyceae; Desmidiales; Closteriaceae. The record is from the annotation of a GenBank genome assembly.
AUGGGAAAGAGACGGGGGAAAAGGGGAGUUGAUGAGAUUAAAAUAAUAAAAAUAGUAAUAAUAAUAAUAACAAUAACAAUAACAAUAAUAAUAAUAAUAAUAAUAACAAUAAUAACAAUAAUAACAACAAUAAUAAUAAUAACAAUAGUAAUAUUAAUAGUAACAAUAAUAAUAAUAAACAAAAACGAGGGCGGAGAAGAGCGGCACAGCGACCGCACAAACUCCACAUCGCCACUCCCGUCCACCACCCCUUCCCCUGCCGCCCCUGCCCCUGCCGCCCCCGCUGCCCCUGCCGACCCUGCUGCCCCUUCUCCUGUGUCAGCUACAGCCUUCUGCUGGCCGGAUGAGGCAGUGGCGGUGGCUGGGGGGAAGGGAGAGCAGCACUUGCGGCGGAGCGCGUCAAACUGUUUGGCGAAGUAG